AUGGCCUCUCUAAACACCUCCUCCAAUGGCCCCUCUAUCAAGUCCUCAUACAACGGAGUAAUCAAUUCUCCACAACCCUCCGGACCAGCCGCCGGCUCUUCUACCUAUGGCCAGUGGGCCGUCUUUUCUGUCUCAGCACCUCUGGUGAAUGCUUUCCAGCAAGACAGCGGCGGGAAGGAGAGCGUCCUCAAAGUACAGGCCACUGGAGAGGGGGAACUUCUAGAUCUAAUCGAAGACUUCUCGGAAGGCCGUGUCCAAUUCGCCUUUGUGAAAGUCAAGGACCCCAACACAACUCUGCCGAAAUAUGUUUUGAUAGGAUGGUGCGGAGAGGGUGUGCCUGAAAGAACAAAAGGCUAUUUCACAAGCCACCUAGCAGCGGUUUCCAAGAUUCUCCACGGAUACCAUGUGCAAAUCACAGCUCGUUCCGAUCGCGACCUCACACCCGAAAGCAUCAUUCAGAAAGUUUCAGAUGCUUCGGGGGCCAAAUACUCUUCAAGUACAGCACCACCACCAUCCUCAGGACCUCCCCCAAUAGCUGCCAAAUCGAAGCCGGCUUUCAAUCCCACACGGUCAGGCGGCACAUCGGGUUUCAAUCCUUUGGCGGGCUCCCGAUCGCGACCCAACCAAGACAGCAAUGUUGACGAAGAUGGAUGGGGAGCUGAUGCGCCAGAGGUUACUCGCUCGCAACUCGAAAAGGUCGCUCCGGCGUACAAACCAACAAAGGUAAAUAUGACCGAACUCACAAAGCAGAAGCAGGAGCCCUCCCGAUUCAAUGGACGAGAGAAGGAGCAGGAUAGUGAUGUGGUGAGAGGUGGUUACCAACCGGUUGGAAAGGUUGACAUUGCAGCCAUCCGUGCAAAAGCACAGAAGAAGGACGAUGAUCGACCAACGACCGUGAAAGGUGCAUAUGAGCCAGUUGGCAAAGUAGAUAUUGCAGCUAUUCGUGCCAGGGCCCAAAAGCCUGCAGAUGAUGGGCCUCGAAGAAUUUCCCCUGCCGCAACUGGGGCUUCUGCUACGAGCAAUACCGGCGAGGAGCCAAAAUCCCUCGCCGAUCGAUCCUCCGCCUUCUCGCAAUCCGAACGCUUGACUUCGAUGCCCAAGCCAAAGGUUGCGAACAGGUUCGGAUCGGGCGCAUCAAAUUUCACAGGCACUAAGGCACCUACCCCGGGUGCAUAUGGCCUUCAAUCAUCACCUAUUACGGCGGCCCCAGCACCUGUAGGUGCAGCAAGCAGGACCUUCGCCGACGAGGGAGGCAAGACGCCGGCUCAAAUUUGGCAAGAGAAGAAAGCUCGUGAGAGAGGACUUAGCGGUGCUGGAAACGCUGCUCCAAGCUCCACCCCGCCUAUCAAGAGCCAAGAAAGCGGUGGAGGGGAAUGGAAGAGUGGCUACAGUGGGAAGUCCUGGGCCCCCGUCGCAACCACUGCGACAGGUCGCUCGGGCUCUGGUAGUAUUGGCCAGCAGAGAACCGGGGAACAAGAACGUGAAGACGAGGAACAAGCCCCAGCCUCGCCAGCGGGCGGGAUUGGGGCAAUUCGGGAUCGUUUCAAGGGAGGAGCUCCAAUGGGUGCACCCAGUAUUCCAAAAGCAACAACUGGAGACUCAUCUGCCUCACCACCCCCGAUCAACACGUCAAACCGACCUACUGGUGGUGUUCCAAUGCCAGGUCUUCCUUCGCGACCAAGUCACAAUGACCAAGAUGACGAGGAUGAGGAUGAUCAGGGCACUACGAACAUGCCAGCAGCGCCACCACGUAUUCAACGAAGCCCUACACCACCUACUCCGGAACGUGAAACCUCUCCUGUUCGGAUUGCUAUGCCUGUUUCUCGCACGAAAGCACCUGAAUUCGAAGCACCUGAGGAGCGAAACUCUCCUCCGGCGCUACCGACUAACAUUGGUCGACAAAUACCCAAAGAAGAAGAUUUGACAGAAGAGCCACGCGGGCAUGACCCAGCGCGUGGUGCGGGAGCCGCAGUGGCUGCAGCAACAUUCGGGGCAGCUGCAGCGGCAGCAACGAAUCAAGAUUCUGCCCCAAGUGGCAAGCGAGCUGUCAUUCAGUAUGAUUACGAAAAAGCAGAAGACAACGAACUAGAGCUUGUCGAGGGCGAAAUUGUCACAAACAUUGAGAUGGUCGAUGACGAUUGGUGGAUGGGUACCAACCAGAAAGGCGAGAGCGGCUUGUUCCCAAGCAACUAUGUCGAGCUCAUCGAAGGAGAUGAAGAAGAGCAAGAGGCACCUCCUGCGCCAGCAGCUAGGACUCCUGCUCCGGCACCAGAACCUGCUGCCGAGUCAGCCGGCGCAACCGCAAUUGCGAUCUAUGACUAUGAGGCAGCUGAAGAUAACGAACUAAGUUUCGACGAAGAUGCUAAAAUCACCGGUCUCGAAUUCCCAGACGAAGACUGGUGGUUCGGGCAUUACAAUGGGAAAUCAGGUCUCUUCCCUGCCAAUUACGUAAAACUCGAAGACUAG
Molecule: messenger RNA, 2466 nt
Organism: Glarea lozoyensis ATCC 20868
Lineage: Eukaryota; Fungi; Ascomycota; Leotiomycetes; Helotiales; Helotiaceae
Product: Actin depolymerizing protein
Exons: 5
Coding region: 1-2466 (821 amino acids)
Biological process (GO): regulation of actin filament polymerization
Cellular component (GO): cortical actin cytoskeleton; plasma membrane; actin filament
Molecular function (GO): actin filament binding
Source: RefSeq, a predicted model, not a curated record